Messenger RNA from Melanaphis sacchari, 1027 nucleotides. Its product is annotated as cytochrome b561-like. The record is from RefSeq and is a predicted model, not a curated record. The coding region runs from base 100 to 918 and encodes 272 amino acids. Lineage: Eukaryota; Metazoa; Arthropoda; Insecta; Hemiptera; Aphididae. Gene Ontology annotation, molecular function: oxidoreductase activity. The transcript has 7 exons.
CAAUUAUGGUAAUAUUCGACGGUCUUGUUACUUCAUUAUAUUCUAAUAUUUGCAAUGUAUUUUAGGUGCUGAAAUUAUUUACGAUAUUGGAUAUUAAAAAUGGUUACAGUGGAAUUAGAAAACGAUAACAACCAAAAAAUGCCAAGAUCGAACAAUAAUAAUUGUGUUUCAAAUAAACAGAGUAGUCAAAAUAUAGAACUUAAAAAUGACGAUCAGAUUCCUGGCUAUUUGUCAAUUUAUAAAGUAUUUCAGUUAAUUGGAAUAAUACUUAUAUUAUCUGUCUUUUUAUGGCUUCAAAUUUAUCGUACUGGUUUUGGUUUUAGCGAAAUAAUACAAAUAUGUAACUGGCACCCUUUAUUAAUGACAAUCACGUUUGUUUAUUUAUUUGCGAAUUCUAUUCUUCAUUUCAGAAAUUUUCGAAAAACUACAAAACAGAAAUUAAAAAUGCAGCAUGCAACAAUUCAUAGCUGUAUUAUCAUCUUUGGGGUACUUGGUUUAUGGACUGGAUUAAAUUCAAAUUUGAUUGCUAAUCCACCUAUUCCAAAAUUUUACAGUUUGCACAGUUGGUUGGGAAUUAUUACUGUUAUAAUGUUUCUAUUCCAGUACACAAGUGGAUUUAUAUCAUUUCUCUAUCCUGAAAUAGCGAUGAAAUAUAAAAAAGUCGUUAUGCCUUAUCACAUAAUAUUUGGUAUAUUAACGUUUGCAUUAUCUAUUGUAACUUCAGUGCUGGGAUUUAGUGAAAAAAUCAUGUUUGCGUUGAACCAACAGCAUGAGUAUAUGCCGACGGAAGGACUGUUUUUAAAUUGUGUAGGGAUAGUAUUUAUUGUUUAUGGUGCAUUGGUCGUAUAUAUAUUAAUUAAACCAGAAUAUAAAAGAUCUUAUAAACCAGAUGACGGAGUGACACAUAAUGGUGCUUAAAAUUAUUUUAAUUUGUGAUUUUUUAUUUAAUUAAUUUUAAUGAGCAUACACUCGUCCAAAAAAUAAAAAAAUAAAACCUAACAAUGACAAUAUGUCAUAAAUUAUCGAA